UGCCAUGUGUUCUAAAGAACCAAACUGUCAGGACUCCCCAUAUUUGGUCCUACAGAAUCACGCUUUUGCGCUGAUCUUCUCUCUUAAAUUGAGGGCUUUUGAGAGCAAUCUCACACGUUUUUGCUCAUUUCUCUGUUACUACCGCUCCAACACAAAGCUGCUGCCAUGUCAAACUCUGGAGUCUUAGGAGGGCUGAGUGAGGCUAAAAAGGCCGAUGCCAGCAUCCAGGAGAUCUGCAAUAAAGUCAAACCUGACUUGGAGAAAAUGUCUGGAAAAGUAUUUACUGAAUUCUCUGCGAAAUUAUACAAGACACAGCCCGUGGACGGGACCAAUUACUUUAUAAAGGUCCACGUGGGAGGACAGGAUUAUUUUCACAUCAGAGUUUUUCAAAGUCUUCCCUGUGAUGGUGAAAAACUCAAGCUGAUCUCUUAUCAACAUUCCAAAAGCCUCAGUGACCCCAUUGAGUACUUCUAAAGAGACCCUACAUCCAUCAAAGCAUCUGUGGCAACAACUUGUUAAGUCGUCUGCCCUGUCAAUGUCCUGUAAUGUCUGUUAUGUAACCAUCUGUAAAAAACUAUAGACUGUAGUUGAUUGUUC
Oryzias melastigma (Indian medaka) is the source of this 597-nucleotide messenger RNA. RefSeq names its product cystatin-B-like. Bases 166 to 474 code for a protein of 102 amino acids. Gene Ontology annotation, cellular component: cytosol. The transcript is spliced from 3 exons. The record is from RefSeq and is a predicted model, not a curated record. Lineage: Eukaryota; Metazoa; Chordata; Actinopteri; Beloniformes; Adrianichthyidae. Gene Ontology annotation, molecular function: cysteine-type endopeptidase inhibitor activity.